Nylanderia fulva is the source of this 904-nucleotide messenger RNA. NCBI's taxonomy places the organism in Eukaryota, Metazoa, Arthropoda, Insecta, Hymenoptera, Formicidae. The record is from RefSeq and is a predicted model, not a curated record.
GCAACUAUAAAUCUCCACAUAUAUCGUAAACAUAAAACAGAUUAUGGAAAACGGAUUUCAUUACAAGUUUUACAUGAAAAGAACCUUUUUUCCAUAGAAAACGAACAAGCAAAAUGCAAUAAAUGUUCACAUAUUUGUUCUAUUCGUUAUAUUGAUCAAAACAAGGAACUGGAAAAUCAUUUAUCAAAUGAACAUAAACUUGAUUACGCUCAAAUGAAUAAUUUUGUCAAUUGGCUAAAAUUGUAUCGAAAUGUAAUUUAUUUUCAAACAUUAGAAUGCAAUGCUUGCAAAAACAUUUCUAAUGACAAUUAUUUUAGUUUAAUGAGACAUUUUAUUGAAGAACAUCCAAUCAAAUUUCUCUUACAUCUAAUAUCAAGAAAAUUAUUAGAUAAUUUACAAAUUUUAAAAAUAUUUAAUGAUGCUAAGGAUAUUGCUAAACCAGGAGGCAGCAAUCAGCAACCACUUCAGAAUAUUAACCAAAGUUCUUUCAAAAUCACAUCACCAAGGUUAUCAGAUAUUUCAGAGUUUAAAAGUUCUGAUAAUGACAUAGAAAAUGUAGGUACAUCAGCAAUAAGCAGCUAUGAUCAGCCAACUCCGAAUAUUGAUCAAAGCUCUUCCAAUUACACAUCAAAAAGAUUAAUAAAUGAUAAAGAUUUAGAUAUUUCAAAUGCUGAUGAUGAUGCUGAAGAUAAUGCUACAUCAAGCUGUCAGCAGCCAGUUCAGAAUGUUGAUCAAAAUUUAUCCAAAAUUUCACUAACGAGAUUAAGUGACGAUGACAAGUUUGAAUGAAGACUUAAUUACUAACAAUGAUGGCCAAAUUAUUUUCCUUAAGGAGUUUGAAAUGGUAAUUAAAAUUAGGAUGCUUGCUAUUACGGAUAUAAUAAAAUAUGAAAUUAAAAAAUAA